Molecule: messenger RNA, 337 nt
Organism: Paramuricea clavata
Lineage: Eukaryota; Metazoa; Cnidaria; Anthozoa; Malacalcyonacea; Plexauridae
Source: the annotation of a GenBank genome assembly
AACAAGGUUCCUGACGCUGAGGACAAAGUUCCUGACGCUGAGGACAAGGUUACUGACGCUGAGGACAAGGUUAUUGAUGCUGAGGACAAGGUUCCUGACGAUGAGGACAGGGUUCCUGACGCUGACGCUGAGGACAAGGUUCCUGGCGGUGAGGACAAGGUUCCUGGCGUUGAGGAGAAGGUUCCUGGCGGUGAGGAGAAGGUUCCUGGCGAUGACGACAAGGUUCCUGCCGGUGAGAACAAGGUUCCUGGCGGUGAGGACAAGGUUACUGGCGGUGAGGACAAGGUUCCUGGCAGUGAGGAAAAGGUUCCUGACGCUGAGGACAAGGUUACUGACG